Molecule: messenger RNA, 1191 nt
Organism: Dreissena polymorpha
Lineage: Eukaryota; Metazoa; Mollusca; Bivalvia; Myida; Dreissenidae
Exons: 5
Coding region: 748-1191 (147 amino acids)
Source: RefSeq, a predicted model, not a curated record
UCCAUUAAUUUGAGAAAAACUAAUUUAAUAUAACUCUUUAUAUUUACUUCAAAUUAUAAGAACAAAAUCAUAUAAAUUAUGAUUAUAUACUUAACGAGAUUUUAUUUAAAUACUAUUGAGAUAUAUUUAUCAUAAAAUCAUAAGACACUUAUUAGAUUUUUUUUUCUCAAAUUGGGAUUUUUUAAAACCAUUUUGCUUUGGGAAUGGGUCAGUUUAACGAACUUGUAGACUAGAUACGCCAGGAACAGACCUGGUCAGGUACCACAGUGAAGAGUUAUUGACCCAUAAGCAGGUACAUGUGGGAUGAAUUGGAUAUCUUUGGAGCCGUGAUGCAAGUACAAUUAUUGGUAUAUUGAUCUGUACUCAGGUUUAAUCUAACAGUUCCCAUUUGGACGCAGUCAGCUGUUUUCAUAUCCCUGUGACAUAAUUCUGCUGACAAGUGUUCAGGGAUCUAUACCAUUGAUUUGUAAUUUAGUAUUGGCAGUGUUUGCCAUUGUUUUCUGUUCAUAUCAGCUGGGAUUUCCAAUUUCCUGCCAUGGUUGACAAGAAUAACAUGGAUGUGCAGUGACCAGUUGCUCGAGUUGUUGCAGUGGCAGAAUUUCAACGGACCACUGACUAGAGUUGCCAGAUUAAAGUGACCGUCAGCAGUGGCCAAAUUUCAACUGACCAGUGACUUUCCAGAGUGGCUAGACUAUAGUGACCAGUGACAGAAUUACUGACUGACUGGUGGCGGGAGUUGGAGUAACCAUGGUUACCAAGGACUGCCUGCAUGUACGGCGGGUGUGCACUGACCGGGUAUCACUACCUGCUAUUGAUCACCAGUAUCAAGGUAUCAACAUUGAGCAAAGAAAGCUGCAGCAGUUGAUUGGACUUUUGAAGCAGACAGAGCCGCAGAAAAAGGUACUAGACAGCAGUCCAGCGGUCAGUCAGACUGGACAGUGGCCGAGUGUUCACAGGGUGAAGGGUCAGAGCCUCCCACCAGAGACCUCCGAGCUGCAACGCUUCUGCCUACAGUACCAUGCUGAGAGGAACUUCAGCAAACAUGCUUGUCAUAAAAAGUUCCUGGAGCUGUUUACACUGCUUAUCAAGCUUCGACUUUGCAACAGGUUGGUCCACCCGUUGAACUCCCACGUAGAACAAUCUGUUCAAGUGUUCGCAGAUGUUAACUUUAUAAAUUUAGUCUCGCUCUAG